AUGCCUCAAGCGGUAGAGAAACCUGUCAUAACUCUCCGCAACGGCGCUUUGAAAGAGCCUAAAAUGAAAGAGCCAGACGAGGUGAAGGUAUGUACGACCACCAACACACGAAGUGUUCGCAAAUCCGCUUCACCGGAAGCAGUCCAGCCAAUGUUCGCUUAUGUUCAUCUCUACGGCGGAAAGAUGUGCAAGAAUUUGGGCAGCUGGAUUUUUGGUGAUGAUAGGGAAUUUGUUCAAAGCGACUCAAAACCUUCAGAACCCCUGAACGUAUGUUCAGGGGCUCUGAAGGAUUUUUUCUUCUGCAAAGUUCCACAACCUACGGCAUGA
This is a messenger RNA of Dicrocoelium dendriticum, 327 nucleotides long. The record is from the annotation of a GenBank genome assembly. NCBI's taxonomy places the organism in Eukaryota, Metazoa, Platyhelminthes, Trematoda, Plagiorchiida, Dicrocoeliidae.